Molecule: messenger RNA, 315 nt
Organism: Serendipita indica DSM 11827
Lineage: Eukaryota; Fungi; Basidiomycota; Agaricomycetes; Sebacinales; Serendipitaceae
Source: the annotation of a GenBank genome assembly
AUGGCAUCCGACACUCUGGCUCGCCACAUUCAUCUGAUUGGAAACAUUGACGAACGUCUGGGCCACCCACCCAAUUCAUUGAGUUUUGCUACACGCGACAGGCUCUCACCAACAACACUCCCGCUCGAACACGUUCAGUUUGGCUUCGAAGUCUACUCACCGUUGACCUUUUUUCCUGUGAAGCUAUCUAAUUUGCCACCUCAAGGUAUUGCCGGCGCUGCCUGUAUACCACUCGAGCAUUCCAAUGUCGUUCACACGAGCCUCUGCGCUCCGUUUCACCGGUCAGAGACGUUUAUGCCACUCGUUACCCGUUGA